AAUUGAUAAACGCGACAGAUAAAACUUCAACAUUUCCAGAAGCUUCUGUAGCAAAACAGAAUCGAAUUGAUAAAUCCAAACAGUCAGUUGCCGUUGCUCCUACAAACUAACUGAGAACCAAUUUUCUGUCCCAAACAAGUAAUAAGUAACCUGAUCCAGCCACCAUGUGCAAUCCUUCGGUCGUACCGAGCAGUGCCACCACAGCAUCCUCCAUGGACCACAACAACGAUGGUGUUGCCAACAAAGAACUUGAACAACAAGUCAUGCCUCCAUCUGGAUUCGAACGAUACCGACGAUGGAUCGAAGGUGGAUUGCUGGCUUUGUCUGUCUGUUAUGGCUGUGUCUACCAUUGGAAUCCUCCCAUUCCUUUGCAUGAAAGUCUCUGUCAAGACCAACAAGACGGUUUUGUUCCCGGAAUGGAAUGUUACCGUCCUGAUUUGGUAGCCUACAAAGUGACAUCCUUUCUGGCCAUGGCCACCAUGGGAUUCAUGGGAGCGUACCAUUGGCACUUUUCUUCCAACCAGCAACUGAAACACAUGAAAACGCCACAAGAUCGUCUCUUUGGACGUCUCCCAGCCGCCGAUUAUCUGAAUGUGGUGAUUUUCUGUUAUCAAGUCUGGGAUUUUGUCGUUUCCAUUACCAUUCCCGAACAUCUCGACCCCGUAUUCCUCCUCCAUCAUGUACUCGCCAUGAUUACCGCCUACUGUUCUUUGGAAUAUCAAAUGAUGCCCUACUAUUCCAUCUUUUACGGAGGUUGUUCCGAAGUCUCUUCGAUUUUUCUCAUUUUCAUUGAUCCGGUAGACUUUUUUCUACCCGGCAAUAACAGUAUGGUGGAUACAUGGGUGCUGGCUUGCCAAGGCAUGUUUGUUCUUUCCUUUACCGCCUAUCGCAUUGUGGGAUGGAUCUAUUACAGUUUCCCCUUGUGGAGGGAUUGUCGGCAUGUCAUGGCUACGGGACAAGCGGAACAACUGCGACCGGGCAAGACAUUUGUACUACGUCUCUUUCUGGGAUUGGACGUGGUACUGGGUUCGCUACAAUGCUUUUGGUUGUAUCAAAUCAUCAAACUGUUGGCGGGAAUGUUUUCGUAGAAGCCAGCCAGCCAUUUGAUGCGACAAGACGCACUGAGCAUGGCAUGGCACGAACAGUGAUUGCGUUGGAAGGGAAUCGAUCUCAAGUUAGUUAGCAUGCAGCUUUGCUUUGACCAGAUCUUGUCCUGUUAGACAGGAUGUUUUUGUUUUGUAAGCGUAGAAACAGCAGCGUUGGUCCUGAUGGUAUUUCCAUGAUCCCAAAGUCUUACACUUCUCAAGAGCCAACAUCAUAAUAAAUAAAUAGAUACUGUAGUGGCCAUCGGGAACGCUCCAUUUCAAU
Molecule: messenger RNA, 1368 nt
Organism: Seminavis robusta
Lineage: Eukaryota; Bacillariophyta; Bacillariophyceae; Naviculales; Naviculaceae
Source: the annotation of a GenBank genome assembly